Molecule: messenger RNA, 3625 nt
Organism: Phyllopteryx taeniolatus (common seadragon)
Lineage: Eukaryota; Metazoa; Chordata; Actinopteri; Syngnathiformes; Syngnathidae
Gene: amotl2a
Product: angiomotin like 2a
Exons: 11
Coding region: 382-2298 (638 amino acids)
Biological process (GO): angiogenesis; regulation of cell migration; establishment of cell polarity involved in ameboidal cell migration
Cellular component (GO): plasma membrane; cytoplasmic vesicle; bicellular tight junction
Source: RefSeq, a predicted model, not a curated record
CCUUUCCUCUCCUCUCCUCCCUCCUCCUGGUGCGUUUGAUCCCCGGGGGACGUGGAGCCUCGGCAUUCCUCUCAUUCCUCCCUCGCGACAAUCCGACCUGUGAGCCUUUAUGAGGCACACUCCGUCUGCUCACUCACACACAGUCACACAUGCGCGUGGACUGGAUUUGUGCACUCCAGGAGCAAUCCGGGGGCAUUUUGCUGGAGUUUUAAGUCUUCGUCUUUGUGUGAUGAGACCAGGAUUUGAAAAUCAUCUGAUGAUGUCUGCUUGUGUUGAGUCGUUGACCUCCUGGCCUACUAUUUGAGGAAAUAUUUCAUCUGUUGGAUUCCUUGUGAUCUGUGCCGUUCCUCAAGUCCGCCCCGAGACCCCGCCUCCUCGGACAUGAGAACCGCCGAAGCCACCCCUGGGACGGUCCUGCACCGCCUCAUCCAAGAGCAGCUCCGCUUCGGCAACCUGACCGACACCCGCGCCCUGCUGGCCAUCCGACAACAGGCCCUGCGCGGCAGCGGCGGCGGUUGCGGGAGUCCUCGCUCUUCCCUGGAGAGCCUGACCCAGGACGAGUGCCAGUACCUGCACUUGUCCACCCGGCAGGACCCCCAAGGCCAGGAAUACCAGGGAAGCUGCGUUCAUCUGGAAAACCCCUCGGGGAUUCCCUACCACCGGGAGGAGCUUCCCACCUACGAGGAGGCCAGGGUGCACUCGCAGUACCCGAAAGGGGAGCUGGACUCCGGCGUGGACGUGCACUGGGAUGCGAAGAGGGAGCACGCCCGCUCCCUCAGCGAGCGCCUCAUGCGGCUCACCCUGGAAAGGAGCGCGCCGCCCGCAAACGUCCCGGCCGUGAGCUCCUCGCAGAGUUUUCCGCAGCUGUACAAUGCGGCCGGCCCACCUCGAGGGGACCCCCCGGGGCCGCCGCCCGGGUACCCGCCCCGGGAGCAGGGGGUGUAUUUCCUAGAACCUACCGCGCCUCCACCCUUCUACUCUCAGCACAGCAGGAACGCCAGCGUUCCGGCGAGGGCGCAGUCCGGGGAUGAGGGUGACGCCCUGAGGCAGGAAAACCGCAGGCUGCGGCAGGAAGUGGACAUCUACGCAGAGAAGGCCGCACGCCUGCAGAAGAUUUCAUUCUUACACCUACAGUAUUUACCUUCUUCUUUCCCUCUACCAUUCCUUUUUUAUUCCCAUCUUUCAUUUCCUCCGUGCGCUCCCCGACGGUUUAAAUGUGUCCAGCUGGAGAAUGAGAUAGCGAGGAUCUCGGAGGCGUACGAGACUCUGAUGAAGGGCUCGGCCAAGCGCGAAGCUCUGGAGAAGACCAUGAGGAACAAGCUCGAGGCCCAGAUGAAGAGGAUGCACGACUUCAACCGGGACCUCAGAGAACAAGUGUGCGCGGCCGCCAAGCAGCGAGCGGACAAGGAAGCGGAAUGCUCAGAACACAAGCAACACGUCUUCCUCAAGCUACUCGAACAAAAUGAGGAGCAGCUGCGCGAGCGCGAGCGUCUGGAGAAGUCCAUCCAGAACCUGCGGGUGUCGGCGGAGGAGAGCCAGCGCGGGCGCGAGCUACUUGAGCAGGCGCUGCUCUCGGCACACGCCCGCAACCGGCAGCUGGAGGACGAGCUGCACAGGAAGCGUGCAUACGUGGAGAAGGUGGAGCGCCUCCAGAGCUCGCUGGGCCAUCUGCAGGCGGCCUGCGAGAAGCGGGAAGAGCUGGAGAUGCGACUGCGCACGCGCUUAGAGCAAGAACUCAAAAGUAUGCGAGCGCAACAGAAUCAGACCUUGGGUCCAGUGGCUUCGGAGCUGAGCUCCUCCCUGUCGCAACAGCAGCUGAGGGAGCGCGAGGAGCGUAUUCUGGCCCUGGAGGCCGACAUCACCAAGUGGGAACAGAAAUACCUGGAGGAGAGCACCAUGAGACAGUUUGCCAUGGACGCCGCCGCCACGGCUGCAGCGCAGAGAGAUACCACCAUCAUCAACAACUCGCCUCGACAUUCGCCCGACAGCAGUUUUAACGAGGACCUGCCUCUGACCAAUCACAGACAUCAGGAGAUGGAGAGCAGGAUCCGAGCCCUUCACGCACAGCUCCUGGAGAAGGACGCCAUGAUCAAGGUCCUUCAGCAGCGCUCCAAGUGGGAGCAGUGCAAGCUGGAGAAACAAGGUCUUCGGCUGGCCAGGUCCGUCCCGUCCAUCGCCACGGCGGCCGGCAGUACCGAGACUAAAGAUACUUCGGAGGAAACCGAGCCGGGAGGACUCAAGGCCGUGGAGAGCGUCGACAACACAAUUGACUCCGAGAUGGUGGAGAUCCUCAUUUGACGUUUAUCCCAGACAUGUCGCUGUAUCUUAUUUAUUUCGAAAGUGUCAUUGCUGCUCAUUUUGUAUUGUGUCCUUUUAAUUUAAAAUAAUGGGAGUGAUUGCCGAUGUCCUCGGUGGAGGCAUCCAGUGUGUUUGAGGGUUGUCCUGUGUGACAGGACGAUGUAUAUUUAACUUUAUUUAUCUUCGAGGAUGUCAAGUUUACAAACCUCUGAAUGCGGAGCGGCUUCAGAAGAUCCGAACCGAAAGAGAGCACACGGCGCUCGUGCAUUUCCGAAUGCAUCGCGGCACUUCCGAUGGAUUUUCGCAUGACGCCGGAACGUUACUCGAUGUCAACGUUGCUUGACAAGGAGACAAGAUGGCGACGAUACACAAAUGUUAUAUCACUAUAAUCAACAUCUCCAACAUUUUAGGGAAUAUCUGUCUCGUGCAGCAUUAGAUAUACUGCAGGGGUUUAGGUUUAGGUUGUUUUUUUUUUUGUUUUGGGUUAGGCUUGGGGUUCGGGGUUAUGAGGUUGGAUUUAGGCUUAAAGGUUAGGGGCUACGGUAAGGCUUAGGGCUCGACUAGGUUUAGGUUCAGCGUUUAGGCUUCACGCGGGUCAGAACUUCUAGCUCUGAAGCUAAUAUUUGCGCAAAUUCCCCCCCUGGCCUCGCCUCGCCUCGCCCCCCCCCCGCCCUGGAAGCUAAUCUUCUCACAUUCCUAGCCGAGGGAGUGAGGAGAGAGAAAAAAACAAAAAAAAGUCUAUCUAAAGCGGGGAAUGUGAAGUCCCUUCGCCCUCGUUAAAACGUCGCGCAUUCUCCACUUUGGUUUCCACCAUCCGCCAAACUCCAAGUUUGCCUGCAAUGUGUUUUCUAUUAAACUGGAAUGCCCACUCUGGAAGGGGGGGGGGGAAAUACCGCCCCAGUACGCUAAUCCAGUUUGUGUCAGCGGGGAUUAGCCACAUGUAAAUUCUGACAUUUAAUGGCCCGUUACACUUCAUGCUUUUCCAUCAAACACACACACACAAUAUGAAUGAAUGCAUUUGCUGGUCAGUGCAGUGUAACAGAUUGACUGGAAUGUCCCCUCGGCCCCCUCGGAAUUUGUUUACAUGGAAGUGAAAAGUUAAUAUAUAUUGUUUUUCUCCAUUCAUAAGCUUGCGUUUGCGGUGUUUUCUGGUGCCAAAGAUGUACUCGGAUUGUUCUGUCUUUUUAUUAAUGUUAUAACCGGUGACGCAGACGCACAAAAAGGUUCGGAUCCCAUUUGGAAAUUGCUGUGAACUUUUUGUAAAAGUAUGUCUUCCUUAAUAUUUCAUCCACCGAGAGAUUAAAGAUAUUAAUAUAUGUCCUGCAAA